GCACGGAAGAGCCCUCCGUGUCCAAGGCGAUGAGCCCAUGGGCCAGGCGGGCAGGAACACCGGUGGGCUUUUGGUUGUCAAUCUCCUCUGCAUUCUCAAAUCUCAAGGUAUUCAGGAUUCUUACAGGCAACUUGGUUCGGCCCUCACGACAACAUUUCUCGCUGUCGCACUGGCACCUCUUUGCAUUAAUUCUUUCAUACCACCAUACAUGCAGCUUCCAUGAGAGUCGUUGGU
This is a messenger RNA of Phanerochaete carnosa HHB-10118-sp, 234 nucleotides long. RefSeq lists its product as uncharacterized. NCBI's taxonomy places the organism in Eukaryota, Fungi, Basidiomycota, Agaricomycetes, Polyporales, Phanerochaetaceae. The transcript has a single exon. The coding region runs from base 38 to 223 and encodes 61 amino acids. The record is from RefSeq and is a predicted model, not a curated record.